AGAGAGGCUGGCGGCAGUGGCGGCUGUCCGGGCUGGGUUGUCAGUCAGAGAGAGGAGGGAAGAUGGCUCGCCCGGACUCGUGCUGCUAGAAGGAGAGGGGCAGGUGGCGCGGCUGCCGGCGGAGCGCAGUCGCCCGGUCGCCGUGGUCGCCGUGGUCGCCGUGGUCGUGGGGGGAGGCCGCGGUAGGUCCGGAGCUGCUCUGGAGAGCUCCUCUUCUGCCUGCGCCGCGCUGGACCCUGGAGUUCUGCCUCUUCUGCGGCUGCUGUGACCGCCCUCGAGGAUCGACAGGGUUUUCUGUCCACUGAACGGUUUUUUGUUUUUGUUUUUUUGUUGAAGGUUUGAAACAAAUGUGGAAAGAUGUUCACCUCAGAGAUAGGAGUUGUGGAAGAAUGGCUGUCAGAAUUUAAGACACUCCCAGAAACAUCUUUGCCAAAUUAUGCCACAAAUUUGAAAGACAAGAGUUCUUUAGUUACAUCUCUCUAUAAAGUUAUCCAGGAGCCACAGAGUGAGUUACUAGAGCCCGUGUGUCACCAGCUCUUUGAGUUCUACCGCAGUGGGGAGGAGCAGCUGCUGCGCUUCACUCUGCAGUUCCUCCCGGAGCUGAUGUGGUGCUACCUCGCCGUGUCGGCCAGCAGAGAUGUGCACAGCAGCGGCUGCAUUGAGGCUCUCCUGCUGGGGGUUUACAACCUGGAAAUAGUUGACAAACACGGACAUAGUAAAGUAUUGAGUUUUACAAUUCCAUCUUUAUCCAAACCAUCUGUAUAUCAUGAACCUUCCAGCAUUGGGUCUAUGGCGCUGACGGAGAGUGCGCUGUCCCAGCAUGGCUUAUCAAAAGUCGUGUACAGUGGACCCCAUCCUCAACGGGAGAUGCUGACAGCACAGAACAGGUUUGAAGUAUUGACAUUCCUUCUGCUGUGUUACAAUGCUGCCUUAACCUACAUGCCCAGUGUCUCUCUUCAGUCACUGUGUCAGAUUUGUUCAAGAAUAUGUGUCUGUGGCUAUCCCCGACAACAUGUAAGAAAAUACAGAGGUGUGAGCAGCAGGAUACCGAUUUCAUCCGGCUUCAUGGUGCAGAUGCUAACAGGAGUGUAUUUUGCCAUAUACAAUGGAGAAUGGGAUCUAGCUCAGAAAGCACUGGAUGACAUUAUAUACAGAGCCCAGCUAGAAUUGUAUCCAGAGCCUCUGCUGGUUGCUAAUGCAAUAAAGGCUUCAUUGCCUCAUGGUGCCAUGAAAUCUAGUAAGGAAGGUACAAGGUGUAUUCAAGUGGAGAUCACACCAACCUCCUCUAGAAUAUCAAGAAAUGCAGUUACCAGCAUGUCAAUACGAGGUCACAGGUGGAAAAGACAUGAGCAACCUGAGAGCAGCUGUGCUGCUGCUGCUGAAGCGGGCAUCCUUGUCAUUCCUGAGAUUAGUGUCACACAUGUGUCCGGAGAGAGGACCGGGAAUGGGGAAAAAGGCAGAGCUCUAGGAGACAUUGACGCCCAGCAUAUGCAGGGUGUGCAGGAAACAGCCACAGACCCUAGGAGUGAGAGCAGAGGCUUGCCCGAACUCAGGAGGCAAAAAUCUGUAAGAAAAAUGAUGGAGGAUGGAAUGUCCACAGCUGGCAGAGUGCAGUUUUAGCAGACGCUUUGUAGCCGCAGCCCAAGGAGAUACAGAAUUAACAGGUCAAGAAGAACUGAUGGACAUAACUGAAGUUGACGAGGGAUUUUAUUCCAGGGCUGCGUCUAGCACCAGCCAGUCGGGUCUAUCAAACAGUAGUCACAAUUGUAGUAACAAGACAAGUGUAGGAAAGAACCAGAGACGGUCGGGAGGAAGCAAAGCUGGAGCGAAGGAGAGAGAAACUGCAGGGGAGUCUUGCAGAGAUCACUUUGCUCGCAAGCAAACCCAGAGAGCCCAGAGCGAGAACCUUGAGCUUCUCUCUCUGAAGAGACUGACCUUAACCUCCAGCCAGUCCCUGCCCAAGCCCAGCAGCCAAGGCCUGGCUAAGACUGCGGCCACUGUAUUUAGUAAAUCCUUUGAACAAGUCAGUGGUGCCCCAGUCCCACGUAGCCCUUCUCCCGCCAUUGGCUGUGUUGCUGGAGCAGAUGCCAAUAGAUUUUCUGCCUGUAGUCUCCAAGAAGAAAAGCUUAUUUAUGUGUCAGAAAGGACUGAACUUGCAGUGAAGUGUCAAGCCGGCCAGCAGGGACCUCCUAGUAUUAGCGUCACUCUGUCUGCAGAGUAACUGUCACUUCGCUCCUGGAGCCAGUGAAGCUGGAAAGACGGCUCUGCUCCCUUAUGAAAGCACUGAGUCUUCAUGCCUGGUCCUGGCAGGAGCCUGGGGUCUUGAAUUCUGAAGGCCCCCCUUUGACUAUGAAGGGAAUAAUGUCUAGUUUGCAGUAAGCUGAGAUGUGGUCGUGUUAUUUCUUGGGAACUCUUUUCCCCUGGGUUUAAGUUCUUUAUUCUUGUAUUCUCCUUUCCUGUUACUUGUUACUGUUAACGUCCUCAGUGAGGUUAUUUUUAAUACCUUGUUUUUUAGUGGUUGUGUAUUUGCCCUGGGAAGUCAAAGAGAGUCUGUGAGAGGACUGGGCUGUAGAGCCCAGGGGGAGGAGCGAGUCCAUGAAGCCAUGCUGCUCCACAGGCAUGUGAGAAAACAGCCUCACGUGAGAGCAGUGGGGAUGCUACGAGCUGUGACCACAUCAUGCUUAGGAUGGGACAGUGUGCUCCACACCGCAAGUUGCCUGGCAGGACAGUUGCAAGGGGAAGCUGGGAGAAUUUCUGUUGCAGUCCUUAGAACAUUAAAUAGCAAAAGUGAGAUUGCUGGUAGGUGACCUUCUGAAGUGUGUGAUCUGGACUGCAGGCAUGAAAGUCCCUUUCGGUGUCUAAAGUGUAACCAGCCACAAAGCUGUUGGGCUGUGCUGCUCUGGAAAUCCUAGUUAGUUUGUAUCUUAGUGGUCAGAGCACACAUCAUAGAAGACGUCCUGAAAACCCCUGUAAAUCUUGUAGCACAGCUACCGAGAUACCAGAAUGAAGCAUUUAUUUAAUAGUAAAUGUCUGUGAAUGAAGGAAACCAGGUCAUGUUUCAUCCACAAAAUGUGGUGAAAGAAAACAGUAGGUGUGGGCAGAGGACAUUUGUGCAUUAGCUUGUGUUUGUUCUUGAAUUUAACAUAAGAAAGAGUGCACUUCUUGUUUGUGAGCUUUAAGUAUUCUUGUUAUGUUGUAGAAAGAAUUCAGCUAUCACCCAUUCCUGCCAACCAAGCAGUAAGAAAUGUGGUAAGGCAGAAGCUAAACUCUGCGUCCUCUAGAUGGACGCCCAGGCUUGGUGCCUGUGGUCUGCUCAGUUGGCUGACGCUCCUGUGAGGUGCACGUGCUGUGGUGCUACACUGGGGCAUGAGAGGAGCAGGGUCAGUGGGGAGGCCUGGGACUCUGUCUACUUCUCAGCUUUCCUGACUUAGCACACUGAGGCCUCCUUACCGGUGGCCUCUCGCUGUGCUCACAGAACAUGCUAGUGGUCCUGUCUCAAACCACGUGGGUCCAGCUCAUGGAGAUGAGAAAGCUGCAUGGGUUGCAGAGUGCAAAGCAUUUUUACACUUGAGAUACAUUUUUUAAAUGCUUACCUCCUAGUUUAAACCUGAUUAUCCAAGGCCUAUGCUUUUUAGCAUAAAUGAGCUUAACAUUUUAUUUUAGUUUCAGUAACAGAACGAACUGCUGGCUUAAAUUGUCCUCAUCAAUUUUAAGGUAACUAGAUAGUAAAAUUGAUAAUUGGAAUAAUCUAAUAGUAAUCUUUUAUACAGUUGAAAUGUUUGUAAAAUGUCACUGUGAAUUUCCUGUUGUCUUUUUGUAAUUCCUUAAGAACUUUUCUUAAACAUAGUUACUAACAGUGUUGAUAUUAUUAAGAAGAAAUUUAAAGAUUGUCACUAGGCAAGUUGAAGUGCUUACUUAAGCAUAGAGUAAGUUUAAAGAAACAUUAGCUGGCACAAACAAGAGAUCAGAAUAAUGUUCAGCCACCAUAUUGAAACCUCAUUUUGAUAUUGUUGUAGACAUUUGCUACUUGUGUGGUCCAAAGACCACUGGUAUCACCUAGUAUCUUAAUAAAACUUCAAAAUUUCGGGGGCAGACCUAGUAAAUCAGAGCUGACCUUGUUAAACUAGGGAUGCUAGUAUCCAUCUGUCUUUGUGAAGACAGUUUCAGAGUGCUAACUGCUGGUCUAAUGUAGGGUCCUCAGUGGUCUCACAGCCCUCAAGCAUGGGCAUUAGAUUCUAGGUCGUCACAAUUGUCAUAGGUUUUGAUAACCAAGUAGCUUUUUUAAUAACAUUGACAUGUGACUUCUUAGAGACUCUCAUUUCAAAUCCCCACUUCUCAUUUGUUUCUGUAAUAAAAAUGCAGCACCUUUUGCCUCUCUUGUUGGCAAUAAAUGAGCCCAGCGCUGCAGACACUUCGGGUUUAAGCAGGAAAGCCCUCUUUGCUCUUGAGCUGUUAGAUGAGACACAGAGGAACAGUUGCACACACGUCCAUCCUCUUACAAAUUCUGUAACAGCUUGCACAGUGCAAUGAGUCUCAAGUUUGCUCCAAAUGAUUUACAUCAAUUGAUUUCCUGGGGUGUGGUGUUACAUGAACAGUAAAGUUCUUUUAUACUACUUUUGAUACUAUUUCAAGUAAGGAUUGUGUACAUCAGGGGCUUUCAUACCAGCUGCCAAGGCCGGAUGCUGUCACCUGUGGCAACAGCUGUUCUAGUCACUUUCCUACUCAUCUUUCAAAGGUGAGAAGUUGUGUGGCUUUGUAGGCUUGUUUCUAUUAAGAUGCUAGUGUAGUCAUCUCAUGGAUCCAGAGGAAUAGCUUUUACCAAGAGGAUUCCACACAGAACUGGGGUCUGGCACCCCAUAGUUAGCUCUAGAUAGGGGCUUUGGAUUGACUCAACCCUUGCACGCCUCUGACACUGGGCCUGGCAUGAACCUCGGCAAUCCAAGUGAAGAGAGAAGCAGAGGAUCCAGCUGCCCGGGUGCUGCUACCCUUCCACUUCCUGGAGCCUCGAGAAAGCCCCUUGGCAUGGCUGGGACACGGCCUGACCCCUUUAAGCCCAUCUCUGUAGCACAGAACAGCAGGAAUUCCAGAAUGACUGGCUUGUUUUGAAAAGGUAGUGUUUCAUUGCCCUUUCGAUUGUAAAGCAGCAACUCUGCAAAUAGCACUCUGCUGUUAAAAAAAAAAAAAAAAAAAAAGUUGAAUUAAAGGGAAAUCUGUCUUUAAAUCAAAAUAGAUUUUUAAAAAUCCCGGUUUAAAGGGAUUGUGCCUAUUUUGAAGUAUCAUAGUUAAAAUGUUGAAUGGUAAAUUAUGGAGGAAAAUAUAUACACUCUAAAACAUGAUUUUAAGCAAAGAGUUAGAGUAAGACAGCUCAAUGUUUACACCCGUGGGCACAUGAGACCUCAGUAAAGGAGAGCACGCUGAGGAAGCCUGUGCUAAGUAUUGUAACUGACAGACAAUGCGAAAACGCACAAUGUUGGCACUAAGGCACUGUAGAUAGAAAUUAAUGUACAAUAGUGUCUUCCCAACCCGAGUGAAAGGCUAAAACCCCAGUCCUUUAGUGAGCACGAGUUUACACUUGCACAUUUGCUGCUGAGUGGUAGAACAUUGGGAAAUGGAGAUGUGUGCUUUUUAAUACUGCUCGUCUUCACAGAGAGCACUCGUGGGCUGCCUUCUGUACUUUGUAACUUGCACAUAUCCAAAAAGACUGAGCGUGAACAAUUUGAAGAUGUUUUGUAUUUUUGCAGAAGCGUGCUAGUGGACAUGGGCCUCAGUUGUGUUUUUUGGGCCCCAAGUUGUCUGUCUUGUUGGAACUGGCCAUCUGCCUCUGGCCUUUCCUUCUGAUCAUGUGAUGCUAAACUCUUCUCACAAAUACACGUGUCAUUGUAUGCCUAGUGUUUACAUUCCUAAGAAUAAAUCUUGGAUAUCAUUAUGUGCUCUUUACAUUUUUAAGGUUUGAAAUAAACUGGAGUUGAGUUCUUUGAAGUUUUGUACAUUUGUAUAAAUGUUCUCCAUAUGCAGUACUUUAUACAUCAAGUGUUUCCUCUUGUUUUGUUGAAAUAAAAACUAAAAGAAAAAAA
Mus musculus (house mouse) is the source of this 6074-nucleotide messenger RNA. RefSeq names its product hyccin PI4KA lipid kinase complex subunit 1 (gene Hycc1). The coding region runs from base 358 to 1620 and encodes 420 amino acids. Gene Ontology annotation, cellular component: plasma membrane; cytosol. The transcript has 13 exons. Lineage: Eukaryota; Metazoa; Chordata; Mammalia; Rodentia; Muridae. Gene Ontology annotation, biological process: phosphatidylinositol phosphate biosynthetic process; protein localization to plasma membrane. The record is from RefSeq and is marked validated.